This is a messenger RNA of Helobdella robusta, 642 nucleotides long. RefSeq lists its product as hypothetical. NCBI's taxonomy places the organism in Eukaryota, Metazoa, Annelida, Clitellata, Rhynchobdellida, Glossiphoniidae. Gene Ontology annotation, molecular function: ER lumen protein retrieval receptor activity. Bases 1 to 642 code for a protein of 213 amino acids. The transcript has 5 exons. The record is from RefSeq and is a predicted model, not a curated record. Gene Ontology annotation, cellular component: membrane; endoplasmic reticulum; cis-Golgi network. Gene Ontology annotation, biological process: protein retention in ER lumen; endoplasmic reticulum to Golgi vesicle-mediated transport.
AUGAAUAUUUUCCGUCUUGUUGGCGAUUUGAGUCAUCUGGCCGCCCUUAUCAUUCUUCUGCUUAAAAUAUGGAAGUCCAGGUCAUGCGCAGGAGUAUCUGGCAAGUCGCAGAUCAUGUUUGCAAUGGUCUACAUGACUAGAUACCUUGACCUCUUUACGACCUUUGUGUCUGUCUACAAUUCUGUCAUGAAGGUCGUCUUCCUCCUCUUUUCAUUCGUCACUGUUUAUCUCAUUUACUUCAAGUUCAAGGCCACCUAUGAUGGCAACCAUGACACUUUCAGGGUGGAGUUUCUAGUCGUACCAGUUGCUGGUCUCGCUGUUCUUGUCAACCACGAGUUCUCCUUCCUGGAGAUACUGUGGACAUUCUCUAUUUAUCUGGAGUCUGUAGCCAUCCUGCCUCAACUUUUUAUGAUCAGUAAAACAGGUUGUGAGGCAGAAACAAUAACAAGCCACUACCUGUUUGCCCUUGGCAUCUACAGGGCCCUCUACAUCGCCAACUGGAUCUUUCGUUAUUACAUGGAGGGCUUCUUUGACUUCAUUGCUAUCGUCGCUGGCUGUGUCCAGACCAUCCUCUACUGCGACUUCUUCUACCUAUAUGUUACUAAGGUUUGGAAAGGGAAAAGGCUGACAAUUCCUGCUUAG